This is a messenger RNA of Lutra lutra (Eurasian river otter), 2058 nucleotides long. Its product is annotated as immunity-related GTPase family M protein 1-like. NCBI's taxonomy places the organism in Eukaryota, Metazoa, Chordata, Mammalia, Carnivora, Mustelidae. The record is from RefSeq and is a predicted model, not a curated record. Gene Ontology annotation, molecular function: GTP binding; GTPase activity. Gene Ontology annotation, biological process: cellular response to interferon-beta; defense response. The transcript has 2 exons. Gene Ontology annotation, cellular component: endoplasmic reticulum membrane.
UGAUUUAAGUCCUGCCAGCUCCUCACAGGCAGUGUAGACAUUUGGGGUGACCAUCAGCUCUUUCUCUCUUCAGUGACCACACCAGCACGCGGGACCUAUUCCAGUGCAAGGCCAGUCUGAGCAGGGGAGUGUUCCUGUUUUAGGCUGCAGGGAAAACUUCAACCAGGCUCAGCAUUUUCUGAGCUGGCUGGGAACACAUUUAGACUCAAUUCUGACACCAGAAGUUUCUUUUCCUCCAGGAGCUGGUCACUCCACUGAUCAGAGACAUGACACAGCCCAAUCAGUCCCUUCACACUCCAUUGUCUACAUCCUUCACCCCAGCUCUGCAGUACAAUACAGGAUGGACAGUCUUACCUAAGGCAACUGCCCCAAACAUUGAGAAGGCGCUGGUAGAAGCGAAGUUGCUGGGGGUGGUCUCUGUGGCCAGGGAAACCCUGGAGAUAGCAUCUAUUGCUGUCACUGGGGACUCUGGCAAUGGCAUGUCUUCCUUCAUCAAUGCACUGAGGGGAAUUGGGCAUGAACAGGAGGACUCAGCUCCCACUGGGGUGGUGGGGACCACCCAGAUUCCCACUUGCUACUUUUCCUCCCACUUUCCCAAUGUGGAGUUGUGGGACCUACCUGGAAGAGGGGCAGGUACCCAAACCCUGGGGAACUAUUUCACAGAGAUGCAGUUUAGUCUGUAUGACCUCUUCAUCAUCUUUGCAUCAGAACAGCUCAGCAGGAAUCUCGUGGAGCUUGCCAAAGCCAUCCAGGGACAGGGAAAGAAGUCCUACAUUGUCUGGACCAAGCUGGACAGGGACAUCAUCACACGUACCCUCUCAGAGGAACGACUCCUGCAGAAUAUCUGAGAGAAUAUUUGGAAAACACUCCAAAAGGAGGAAAUGCACAAACCCAUCAUAUUCCUGGUCUCCAGCUUUGACCCUUUAUUGAAUGACUUCCCAGAGCUUAGGGAUACCUUGCACAGGGACAUCUUUGAUAUCAGGUAUCAUUGUCCUCUAGAGAAACUGUCUGACACCUGUGAGAAGGUCAUUAAUGACAAAGUGACCUCUUUGCGGGGGCAAAUAGCUUCAAAUUCUUUCCAGGACGUCCUUGGCAUCCAGAAUGCAGAUGAUCUGGCAGAGUGUCUGAUGGCCUACCACUUGUUUUUUGGUGUGGAUGAUGAGUCUCUCCAGCUGAUGGCCCAGAGUAUGGGGAAACCUAUGGAGGAGUACAAGGCUAUUAUGAAGUCUCAGGAUCUGCACACUGUCCUCACUGGGGACAGGAUAUUAUCUUUCAUGAAUUGUAAUAUGGCUUCUUACUUAUAUUCAAUUCCGAGACACAUCCCGUUCUUAGGUGAUACAGUUCUCAACUACCUGAGAGUGUGGAAACACAGACACUUCCUUGAAAUAGUUGCCAAGGACACCAGGACCAUCAUGAAGAAAAUCCUCACAGACUCAAUCAUCUGAAGAGCUGUGGUUUCCUCUGGAGGGAAGUCAGGACAUCUGGGGUCCUCUUUUCACACUGUACCCUUCCUGAAUUCUCAAUCAAGCUCAAUAUUUCCACUUUCAUUGGCUCUAAGUUCUUCAAGACAAAUGAGCUGAUUUUCUCAUUUUGAAUCCCUGUUGGGAAACUCUAAAAUUUGUUCUACUUCUGAUCACUUAUUAAAUGAGCCUGGAUCCAAAGGUGAAUGAAAAGAUUUGCUCUGUGACAUACAGUCUCAUUCUGACAUCCCCUUAUCACUUAACAUUAACAUCCAUUCUCCAGACCCUCUUGGUUUCUCAUGUUCCUUCACUUUUCACCUCUGGACUUACAAAGGCAUUCAGAUGCAGAGGGGAGAACAUCCUUUGGGAUGUUCCCUUUGGGGAAAUAUGAUGGAGAAUGUAUGUUUGGCUAUUCUUUGGAAGUUUACAAGACCAUUCUGGUAUUCUGCAAAGUUCUGCCCUUAUACCUCCCCUCACUGAUUGCACAAAAACAUUUAUAUAGGGGAAAAAAAAAGGGAUACAGGAAAUGGACACAAGGGCCAUUGUUACCGGGAAUAGAAAACUGUUGAAUGUAUAAGCAAAUCUGACUAUUGUAAGU